UGGUCGCAGGGGAGUGAAUAACAAGCGCACCACGGCUGAACUGACUGGAGCUUAAGUGACCGAAAACAAAAGUAACGUCAUAUUUCUACGAUAACAAUAUAUUCUACUGUUAACUGAAGGAGCACGACAUCCAUUUCUUGACUUCGACUGAAUUACAACAUUAGUCUGCUUAGCUGUUUGCUGUUUUUCCACGUCGCUAUCAGAUGUCUCUAGCGUUAACGGUAACUCGAAGUGCACUUCCAUGUCGUAUUUGUAACGUUAACGUUGUCGUAGCUAACGUUAGCUUACAUCCAGCGUUUGUGCGGCGUUAAGUUAAGUUAAACUACAACAAAUAUUAAAUACCAAAAGGUCAGAAAAAAAAAGACAGAGAAACUGUGGCAAGAGUAUAUAUCUGGCUGCGAAGACGUCUCUGGUCUGGCUGUCUGUCCCAGACAUUAAGACAUGGAGGAAUGUUUGGAUUUAUUCCGGCGUCAGACACCGACCUCGGCUACAGUAACGGCACCGUCAAGAUUAUUUUCAGGGUUAUUCCCUGUUCUUCUGGAGAUCCUGGAAGAGAUCUUCCUCCAUCUUCCCCCUGAUCAGGUGGUGUGUGUGUGUCGGUUAGUGUGCUAUCAGUGGAAAGAAGUGGCUGAUAGUGAAUCUCUGUGGAGAGAAAGGUGUCGAAGGGAGGGAUAUCUCCUCCAUGAUGGUUCCAGAACGCCCCAGGACUGGAGGUUGUUUUAUUUCUUGUGCAAGAAGAGAAGAAAUCUUCUCAAGAAUCCAAGAGGAGAACAAGCCCUGAAUGGCUGGCAGAUUGUGGAGAAUGGUGGUGAUGAAUGGGCUGUACAUGGACUCAGAGUGCCACAUCCAGAUGAGACGGUCAGGAACAACUUUGUGACCUCUUUCGAAAUGUGCAAGAAGUCGCAGUGUAUUGAUUUGGAGAAGGAAGGUUAUAACCCAUCUUUUAUGGAUCACUUCCAGCCAGACAUCAGGAUAUCAGACUGGUAUGCCCCAAGAACAGACUGUGGCAGUUCAUAUCAUAUCCGAGUAGAGUUGCUGAAUCAAAGUGGGAAGCCUGUUCAGAUAUUUGCUCCUAAGACUAUUUACAUUGAGCAGUGGACUGAGGAGAAAUGGAAUCAGAUGACCCAUGUAUUCAAGAACUACGGACCAGGAGUAAGAUACAUCUGUUUUACCCACGGAGGCAAAGACACACUGUUCUGGAAAGGAUGGUACGGAAUUCGUGUUACCGACAGCUGCGUUGAGAUAUGUCCAGCAGUCGACACGUAGCUCUUCGGGAUUCAACCAAUGCCCGCUUCCUGCCUUUAAUUGCAAAAUUGCACCAGGUCUUAUUUGCCUUAUGUAACCUGCAGUCAUUUUACAUGUUAGAUAAAUGUUUAUGAAUACAUACCGCAUAUGCAUCACUUUCUUUAUUACAUUUAAAUAUCCCAAUGUCGCACCUGAAGAAGAUGUCCAGCAAAGGACACAUAGCACUCGAGGAUUCAACUGCCUGCCUUUACCUGAUAUUGCACCUAUCUUACCAGCCACAAAAACUUUGGCUGGUAAUGAUUUCACCUAUGUGUGUGUCUAUGUGUGUGUGUGUGUGUGUGUGUGUGUGUGUGUGUGUUUUAUCAUGACAAAAUGUGGUCCUGGAGACAUCUAUUGUACUUCUGUCUUUGGAUAGAUUUUUGUCAGUGCCAUAGGAUCAAAACUUCGCAAUAUACAGUCAUGAAAGUGACAAGUGUGUCAAGAUAGAAAAUAGAAGCCGCAGUUAAAAGAUAGGUGUGGUCCAUCCGACACAUAAAGUACUGAUGUAAUAAUGUAGGAAUGUAUGCACAACUAUUAGUUUUUGCAUUCUUUAUGAAAUGUUUCAUUCCCCCUAUUAAGAAAAUAUAUCAAAUUCAUUCACUCUGA
Acanthopagrus latus (yellowfin seabream) is the source of this 1890-nucleotide messenger RNA. RefSeq names its product F-box only protein 6-like. Gene Ontology annotation, cellular component: SCF ubiquitin ligase complex; cytoplasm. Gene Ontology annotation, molecular function: ubiquitin protein ligase activity; protein binding. The transcript is spliced from 6 exons. The record is from RefSeq and is a predicted model, not a curated record. Gene Ontology annotation, biological process: SCF-dependent proteasomal ubiquitin-dependent protein catabolic process; glycoprotein catabolic process. The coding region runs from base 442 to 1266 and encodes 274 amino acids. NCBI's taxonomy places the organism in Eukaryota, Metazoa, Chordata, Actinopteri, Spariformes, Sparidae.